Messenger RNA from Gopherus evgoodei (Goodes thornscrub tortoise), 3733 nucleotides. RefSeq names its product centromere protein T (gene CENPT). Gene Ontology annotation, cellular component: kinetochore. The coding region runs from base 966 to 3335 and encodes 789 amino acids. The record is from RefSeq and is a predicted model, not a curated record. Gene Ontology annotation, biological process: mitotic cell cycle; kinetochore assembly; chromosome segregation. Gene Ontology annotation, molecular function: DNA binding; protein heterodimerization activity. The transcript is spliced from 14 exons. NCBI's taxonomy places the organism in Eukaryota, Metazoa, Chordata, Testudines, Testudinidae.
GUGCACCGCGCCGAGUAUGCGCCGGACUGCCCGUCCCACAAUGCACCGCGCCGAGCCUGCUCACUCCACACUGCACCGUGCCUGGACUGCCCGCCCCACAGUGCACCGCGACAAGCCUGCCCGCUACGCAGGACACCGCCCCACAGUGCACCGCGACAAGCCUGCGCCGGACUGCCCGCCCCACAGUGCACCGCGACAAGCCUGCGCCGGACUGCCCGUCCCACAAUGCACCACGCCGAGCCCGCUCACUCCACAGUGCACCGCGCCUGGACUGGCCGCCCCAUAAUGCAGCGCGCCUAGACCGCGUCGGACUCCCAGCCCCACAAUGCAACGCGCUGCGACUGCGCUGAACUGCCCGCUCCACAGUCCACCGUGAAGGGUCCGGCCGGGAUUGCCCGCUCCAUAGUGCAGAGAGCAGGGACUGCCCGAUCCACAAUGCCCCGGGCCUCCACAGCCCGGAAACUACCUGCCCACAGUGCACUGCGGCCAUCUCGCGUCGCGCCCGCUGAGGUGGGACUGUGGAAGUACAGGAGAUAAAUGCUGGUGUCACAGGUAUAUGCGUGCUAGAGAGAAGGGCAGGCCCAGUGCUUGGGGCACUAGCCUGGAACUUAGGAGCCCUGAGUUCAGGUCCCUGCUCUGCUGAGAGUCCCUGUGUGACGCCGUGCCAGUGAAGCUCGCUGUGCCUCAGUUUCCCAUCGGUAAAACGGGGAUGAUGUUGCACCCGCUGUGAAUGCUAAAUAAACGUUGUGAGCUGCUUACAUACUGCAGUAAUAGGAUAGAUUAUUCCUGGGAAGUAAACAUUCCACAACAAAUUGGACGUACAGCACUCACGACACACCAGGCUUCUAUGCAACUUGUACCUGCUGCGCUGCAUCGAAGGACUUCUGUCCAUAAUCCACAAGGCACUGCAGCCCUGACCCUUCCUGGCCGGGAGCUACGAAGGCAGCUGAACUACACAACCCACAAUGCACCUGUUCUUCACGCCCCAGCCAAUCAAGCUCACAGUAGCACUACAAACGCCCUCACCUUCACCAAAGCAUCCUGCUCCUAGGGAUGGGGCAGAGCUCCACAGGGAUAAAGACAGUGACCAACCUAAUCCCACAAUAUACCUUGUCCGUUCAGAUCUAUGCCUUCCACCACACCCGUGUUUAAGAUUGUUUCCCAGAAAGUACACCUUGCCCAAACAACUACAUUUCUCUGGAAGUACCAUGUUUUUUGGAGCUGUUGGCAAGUGGAAUAUAUCUCUGACAAAACAACACAGAAGCAUGCCUGACACCAGGGCUUCCCCCAGGACCAGGAGCUCUACCAGAGUCAGUCAGGACUCCAGAGCAGCAUCUCCCUCGAUGGCCCUGCGCCAUAAAAUGAAAGAGAGGGUCCGGCAGUCCGUGGGGAGAAAGCACUUUUCUGAUCCAAGGAGGCAAAGCAUUUCUGACAAAACCUCCCUGCAAAAGAAGACACCAACUAUUCUCCCUGAUCUUGAUAAUGAUACGCCAAGGGUGGUGCUCAGAAGAAUCAUCCAGACCCAGCCACAAGUUUCCCCUCUGGUUCCUAAAACGAGUGAGACCAAAGAACCUGAAGAGCCUGGAUCACAGCCUCCAUCUGAGAGAAUUUCCAGUGGCCUGGAAAUGCACCUGCCAGACUUUGUUCCUGAGGGCACAGUCAUUACUGCAUUACACAUGAGUAGGAAGAAAAAGAAGUUCAGCAUUUCUGAGUUUGAGAGAGGAGCAGAUGAGCGACUUCCUCGAAAUCUUGCUGAGCCAGCGUUGGACAACUCUUCUCUGACAAGGUCUCUUCAGAUCUCUCUCGCUACCCCGGUACCACCAGAGUCUGUUGAAAAAAGAGGCUUAAUCCGCAGGCCAAAGAAUCGCAAAACUGUCAAUGUGGAGGCUUUCGAAGGAGGCGUGGAGCAGAAUUUGUUGCAGAUAAGAGGCACACAAAAUUAUCUGGCAGAGUCACAAGCAACGUCCAUGAUUGGAAUGACCAUGGGGACGAGUGAUACUGAAAUCAUCCUCAGCAACACGGAGCUCUUUGCUCAGCCGCAGCUCGGUGAACAAAGCCAAGCAGGGUUUUCUGCUCCUGAACAAAAGCUCCUGAAAGGAAAAAUUCCAGUGCAAGGGAGAAAGGCUUCUAAUGCAGCUACUGAGGAGGGAAUGGUGCCUGAUGUGGAUGCUGAGGAGGGCAUGCCAGAGACACUUCAGAAGAAGGACUUGGCCCGGGAUCCUGAACACACUGACCAGAUGGCCGCUGAGUCUUGGGGACGGGCUGUGAGCCUGAGCUCAGAGCAGCGAGAACGUACCCAAGGGAGCAGUUAUGCAGAGCAACUUCCUGAAGCAGAAGAGCAGGUGGCUGGUGUUGAGUACCGUAGGAGCCGAAGAGAGUUGAGCUGGGACCUGCUGUCUUCUGACAGACCAAGCUCCUCACCGCCAGCUGCCUCCAGGAAUCUGAGCAGACGUUCGGACACCCUGCCUGCUCUACAGCCUGUGAAGUCCAGCAGGCCAUCAAUGAGAGAAACUGUCGCCAAUAUAAUUCAGAAGCUGGAUGAUGCAGAGGAGAGUGAAGAGGUGGCUGAUGUGGAGCAGGAAAUGGAGGUUGACGGUGCUGAGCAGGAGGAGGCUGUCAGUGAGGUUGUCGAGAGCCCCAGAAGUGCUAGAACCCGCAGCUUGGGCAGGCAUUCUAGCGCCAUGUCUGCUCAGUAUCCUGAGCAAUCUGGAAGGAAAUUGACGAAGGAAGCUGUCGAACGAGAAGCUGAGCUGGAUGGUGGAGCUGUAAUAGGAGAGGUGGGUCACUCCGAAGAAGAGGAGAUGACUGAGGAGGAAGCUGAAACUGAGGAGCCUGAGAGUGAAGAGCUGUCCAUGAAGACACCUGCAUUCGUCCGUGCUAAAGCGUAUAGAUCAUCUCCCUUGCUUUCAACCCCACGCACCCUGAAAACUGCUGCUUCCAGGUUUCCCCCAAAGCCUCCCCGAGCUCAACAGGCUGCAAAGAGAACAGCGAUGGCUCCCAGGAGAAAGCGAGAGCCUGCACUACCCAGCAGCUUGGUGAAGAAGAUCUUUAGCCAUUAUGUGAAAGUGCCAGUGGCCAGAGAUGCAUUUAAGGUUGUUGAGAAGUGCGUGGAGGUGUACUUCAGGCAGCUCAGUAACGACCUGGAGGCUUACACUCUGCAUGCUAGGAGGAAGACUGUGGAGGAAGCUGACCUGGAGCUCCUCAUGAGAAGACAAGGGCUGGUGACAGACAAGAUGCCUCUGCAUGUGCUGAUAGAGCGCCACCUUCCUCUGGAACAUAGGAAGCUACUGAUUCCAGUUGCCAUGAGUGGAAAUAAAGUGAUCCCUCACAAAUAGAUGUGUGCUGCCUGCGGCGUGCCUAGGUGCAAGGGAACUUUACACCGCAGCAGAGACUGGCUUUCCGGUGCCUCGUGGUACCUGUCUGAGUCCCUGUGGCGGUCGGUCGUACGUUAGAAACCUGAGUCAGGCCUAAGGGUGUCGAAUAGCCAGUGGAGGUUAUUCUCUUGAACUGACCCUCUGAGUUGUGCCUCCUGUCACUGACACUCACUGGGUCUCCUAAGUGACCAGUGGAGCCCUCCGGCUGAUGGAAAUGACUUCCCUGUGCUGUCUCCACAUCACACGCCCAUGCCGAUGAGCUGCUUUGUCUCCGAAUGUGUAAAAGUCAAUAAAAGGUGGGUGUUUUGCAGCGCCCAAGUGCUGUGUGUUCCUGGGAACUGCUAACCCCUUACAUGGUU